CUCUCUCUCUCUCUCCCGCUCUCUCUCUGUCUCUGUCUCUCUGUCUGUCUCUCUCUCUCUCUCUCUCUUUCUAUCUGUCUCUCUGUCACACACUCACUUUGUCUCUCUCUCGCUCUCUUCCUCUUUCUUUGUCUGUUUUUGUUCUCUAUCAUACACACUGUCUGUCUGUCUCUCUCCCUCUCUUUCACUCUCUCUCUCUCUCUCUCUCUCUCUCUCUCUCUCUCUCUCUCACCCCCUCUCUCUUACACAAAUGUCUCUUUGAGCGUCUUGUCAUGACCUCCAAAGCGGAUGUGGAAAUCCUGCCAAAAGAUGCAGAUGUUCCUCAGCGGCCGAGACACCAGAACACCACCGCCAUCCUCUUACCAGCUUCCCCUCAUCCGCUGCCGAAAGUGGACGUGUCCCAAAGCACAGCAAAGGAAGUGACCCAGGUGGGCGGGACGUGCAGCAUCGUCCACGUUCUGGAGUGGAAAGAGGGAAUGGCCAUUCUGCCAGGCAGCAACCUGAAGCUGUGUGUGAGCGACAGUGGCACUCUGGAGGUCAUCAGUCAUGGGAAAGUGAGCUCAGCAAACCCUCUCGCUGACGGAGCUGCAACCAAAGUCAUGGAUGGAGAACCCAAACCCAAGGUGGUGAAACCCGGGACAGAUCCUUCAGCAGACGUCCAGGCCGUAUGCGUGGAUGGAGGUCGGCUCAUUAAGGUUACCCCGGAGGUCCAGGAGAACUCGGGUCCUCACAGGAACAGCGAUCAGAUGAUGAAACGCACCUACACUGACGAGCUCCGGCGAGACCCGGCACCUGACAGUCUGACAGGAAGUGAGAGGGGUUUGGAAGCAGGAGUGAUGUCUCGAGACCCGGAACUCCUGAAGCCGAUGAAGAAGAGGAGGAGGAGGGAUUAUUUAAGCCCCUCCGAGGAAGACUCCGAGCCUGAGCCGAUGGAAGGGAAAGCUGAAGACCUAAAAACAGAAGGACAAGAAAAAACAGGAACAGACGCUAAAGCCGAGUCGUGGUCGUGGGCGCAGUAUCUGGAGGAGCAGAAGGCCGUUGCAGCUCCGAGCAAACUCUUCCAAGAGUCGCAGCGAGUUCCUGAAAGUCCCAACAACUUUAGUCAAGGUAUGAAGUUGGAAGGAAUCGACCCCCAACAUCCCUCCAUGUACUUCGUCCUGACUGUGGCUGAGGUUUGCGGUUAUAGAUUACGUCUCCAUUUUGACGGUUACUCAGACUGCCAUGACUUUUGGGUCAACGCUAACUCCCCUGAUAUCCACUCUCCGGGGUGGUGUGAGAGCACGGGGCACAAACUACACACUCCUAAAGGGUUUAAAGAAGAGGAGUUUUCGUGGUCCAGCUAUUUAAAGCUCUCCAAAGCACAAGCCGCUCCGCAGGAACUGUUCAGCGAGCCGGGAAACAUCGAGACCGACGAGGAGUACGGCUUCGAGGUCGGGUUAAAGCUGGAAGCCGUGGACCGCAUGAACCCGUCUCUGAUCUGCGUUGCCACGGUGACCGACAUCGUGGGCAAACGGUUCCUAGUGCACUUUGACAACUGGGACGAUACGUACGAUUACUGGUGCGACGCUCGAAGUCCGUACAUUCACCCCAUUGGCUGGUGUAAAGAGAGGGCCCUCCCCCUGACACCUCCACAAGAUUACCCCGAGCCGGGUCGGUUCUCCUGGGAGCGUUACCUGGACGAGACCGGAUCCACAGCGGUGCCUGCGGACGCUUUUAAAGUGCGUCCUCCUCACGGCUUCCAGGUGAACAUGAAGCUGGAGGUGGUGGAUAAGAGGAGUCCGGCGCUGAUCCGUGUGGCCAGCGUACAGGAAGUGGACACGCACAGGAUUAAAAUCCAUUUCGACGGUUGGAGUCAUGUGUAUGACGAGUGGAUGGACUCUGAUCAUCCUGAUAUUCACCCCGCUGGAUGGUGCGAGAGCACGGGUCAUCCUCUAAAACCUCCUCCCUCGACCCCGCCCAGUGUCCCGCAACCUAGUCCGAGGGAAAGCGCAGCUGUAACUCCGCCCAGUUUCGCCUCAACGCCAUGUAAAACCGGCCCGAGUUCCCGCAGCUCCUCCAAAUACAGCUUCCACAACAGGAAGUGCCCUACUCCUGGGUGUGACGGCUCAGGUCACGUGACCGGACGUUUUACAGCGCAUCACUGUAUAUCCGGCUGCCCGUUGGCCGAGAGGAAUCAAGGGCGGGUCAAAACGGACCUAUCGGAUACGGAGGGAUCCAAACGCAACCUCCUCGUCUUCGGCCAGAGGGCUAAAAAGUCUCGCUACCAUGGCAGGAUUGGCCGUCCUCCGAAAUAUCGAAAGAAUCAACAGCGAGCCUAUCAGAACAUGACUUCAGAGAGCAUGUAUCCCUCGCUGUUCAUGUCUGCACUGACGGCGAGUUCAGAUCGGACUCUCUCUCUCUGCUGGGAGCAGCACUGCAAGCUCCUGCCUGGUGUUGCAGGAAUUCACGCCAGUCAAGUAGCUACAUGGAGCGUAGAUGAAGUGUUCGGCUUCGUGCAGAAUCUUAUCGGGUGUGAGGAGCAGGCGCGGCUUUUCAAAGACGAAAUGAUCGACGGAGAGGCGUUCCUCCUGCUGACUCAAACGGAUAUAGUGAAGAUCAUGAGCAUCAAGUUGGGACCGGCCCUGAAGAUCUACAACGCCAUUCUGAUGUUCAAGAGCACCGAUGAAGGACUGUAGUCGACUUCGGCUCCUCGGUGCUGCGCCACGUUCUCAUCCAUCCACGAUCCACCACCCAUCAUGUGUUUGGUGUUUACUGCUGUCCCCACCAGAGAGAGAGAGAGAGAGAGAGAGAGAGAGAGAGAGACACACACACACAGAGGGAGGAAAAAAAUGAGACAAACAUCAUAAAAGAGAGAGUAAAGCGUAACUGAGCCCAAGCGGACGCUGCUGUAUUUUUCCAAAGUGCUGAAUGUUAUGGCGUGUUAAUGGACCGUCACGGUUCCUCAUUCUUCUUUCUGCUAACUCAAUGUUACAAAAAUCCAGAUUAAUGAUUCCAUCACCCAGGGGAGAAAAAAAGAUCGAAUAACGACACCGCGCUUGAUGGUGUUUACGUCAUCGUUUUGUCAAAAUGUUUACAAACCAGAGUUCCAGAUGUUCUCCUAGUUCUUCCUCCAGGUUCUCCAGUUUCCUCUCACCGCAUAAAAACCUCUACAUCGCGCCUGGCGUCCCAUCCGGAGUGUGUUCCUGCUCUAGAGCGUUUACUGAAGAGGGCAAUUUCUUAUAGAUGCGAUCCAUGAAUCACAAGCAAGUCCAGAUCCGAGGUCAUAACAGAUACAGGAGGUCAAUUCUGAUAUCUCGUCUAACGCUGCGUCCGUGAACACUUUAUGAUGCUUUAAAGCGGGAGGGCUGCGGCGUAUCGGGGGGUUUCAGAAGUCUUCCCCCUUUGCAGAGUCGUCGCAAUGCGUUAAAAAUAAAUAAAUAAAUACUGGAGCAUGAUUGGACAGGUGGUUCAGGAUAGGCCAAGGCGGCGCUGAUGAUGGCGUACAUCUCGCCGAAUCCUGGCAGAAUGAAUACACGGUACGAGUAUUCGUACUCGGAGGAGCAGAGAGAACGAUGAGCUUCCUUGAUGGUCCGUAAAGGAAUUUUUUAAAGACGGUAUUAGUAGACGGAGUCGCACUUCUCAGCAGAGUGUGAACAGAGCUGUUUUACAUGAAGAAAUAAAUAAAUUAAUUAAUUGGUGCUACCCCGAUAUUAAUGAUGCACUUUAUCUGAUUGGCCACUAGGUGGAGUAAAUGUACAUUCUGAGCCAACUCAAUCAUCAGCAUUUACCCUUCAGCCCAUUUCUGGAGCUAUUUUAUUAUGUUGCUUAUAAAAUUAUAGAAAAAUGAUCAACUGGUGUUUGUAAUAAUAAUGAAUAUUGUUAAUGAACUAACAGGGAUUGGUACUGUUUACAUCUAAAGCAAUGUCUGUCUUUUUUUUUGGUGAAUUAUUCUCUCUCUGAUGGGAAAUAAUAAUAAUAAUAAUAAUAAUAAUAAUAAUAAUAAUAAUAAUAAUAAUAAUAAUAAUGUACAGACCUUAAGUAAAAUAUGUCAUUCAGCUCAUCCACAUGAAUAAACAGUUUAACUUCAAGACUGACUCGCUGGAAAUUUGUUUAUGAUUGUAAUAUAUCGCUUACAGGCAAG
Molecule: messenger RNA, 4120 nt
Organism: Ictalurus punctatus (channel catfish)
Lineage: Eukaryota; Metazoa; Chordata; Actinopteri; Siluriformes; Ictaluridae
Gene: l3mbtl1
Product: L3MBTL histone methyl-lysine binding protein 1
Exons: 21
Coding region: 273-2675 (800 amino acids)
Biological process (GO): regulation of DNA-templated transcription
Cellular component (GO): nucleus
Molecular function (GO): zinc ion binding; protein binding
Source: RefSeq, a predicted model, not a curated record